CCACUAGAAAUUUUUGAGCUCCAAUUUACUGCUAUCAAAUUGGAUUUAAAGGAAGUAAUUGACUACCUCAACAGGAUGGUAGUCAUUUGUCAUUUCAAGGCCCAAAUGACUUUAGAAGGUCAUUUAACAUAUGGAAUCUUUGCUAGGAAAAUGACCCUCCGAAG
Ambispora leptoticha is the source of this 164-nucleotide messenger RNA. NCBI's taxonomy places the organism in Eukaryota, Fungi, Glomeromycota, Glomeromycetes, Archaeosporales, Ambisporaceae. The record is from the annotation of a GenBank genome assembly.